Molecule: messenger RNA, 1759 nt
Organism: Daldinia caldariorum
Lineage: Eukaryota; Fungi; Ascomycota; Sordariomycetes; Xylariales; Hypoxylaceae
Product: Metallo-dependent phosphatase
Exons: 1
Coding region: 415-1383 (322 amino acids)
Molecular function (GO): hydrolase activity
Source: RefSeq, a predicted model, not a curated record
CUCCCCAUAUGUAAUUUACAUAAGACAAAUAUCCCUCUUAUGACUACCUAGAUUAUCACCAACAUAGCUCAAAGAAAACAAACGUCCAAAUCACAUCAAAUUACACCAGGUCGUACUAAAUCAAGUACGUCAGGAAUCUGCAACACAUAUCUUAGUCGUACAUUUCAAGCAGACUUUUAUCGCCAUCCUUAUUCACCUGACUAUUACUUAUUUAGUCCCGAUAUAUAGGAAAUCCGAAAGGGAAAGUUUAGCUACAUUACACUUCAUCAGUUCUACUAGGUAUUAGGCAGCUAGCUUGGUCUCCCAAACCAAAAGUUCGUAUAAGGAAACUAUUCGAAAACAUACCCUCCUAGGUUAUAUUAGGUAUUCAACAAGCGAACGUAAUAAAUUUGGCCGUACCACUCAACCUGUAACAUGGCUAUCAAAACUCGAUUCCUCAUACUUUCAGAUACACAUGGGGAAAAUAUACCCAAUAUACAGCAUAUACCCGCAGAUAUAGCCAUCCACUGUGGUGACCUUACCGAUGAAUCCAAAAUAGAGGAGUUUAAAACAACGAUUAAACUUCUGAAAAGUAUCGACGCGCCGUUGAAGCUAGUUAUCGCAGGAAACCACGAUUUUACUCUUGACGUACCACUAUUCAAGAAUAAGAUUGCAGAAAACCCGGAUUUACAGCCCGAAGAUGUGGAAAAAAUCUACGGGGGUUUCGGAGAGAUACACCAGCUUUUUGAGGAUGCGAGAAGUGCCGGGGUGGUCUUUCUGAAGGAAGGUAUAUACCACUUCGAAUUAGCCAACGGAGCCAAGCUAAAAGUUUACGCCAGUCCCUUUACACCAUCGUUAAGCAACUGGGGAUUUCAAUACAACCCUGAGGAGGGACAUGACUUUGGUAUCGACAAAGAGAUAGGGGUUGACAUAGUAGUAACACACGGCCCUCCUCACGGAAUAAUGGAUUUUACCAACUCACGACAAAGGGUAGGAUGCCCCCAACUUUUCGGUGCUAUUGCUCAGGCUCGACCAAAGUUCCAUUGCUUCGGCCAUAACCACGAAGGAUGGGGAGCAAAGCUGGUCACAUGGAGAAAAGAGGUGAGCGAGGUCCCAUCUCAUUUCGCGGACAUCGACAACGAACAAUCGACAGUAAUUCAGAAGCUAUCUAAUCUGAGCAAAUCGAAAUUCGACACGCCCGAGACGGCGGAGGAAAAAUCAAAGAAGAGAGCUCGCCUUGGUCGUGAAGGAUAUAUCAAAACGAGCCAUUGCACUGGUGACCAGAACCACCUCCAAGCUGGUUCGCAGACUCUUUUUGUGAAUGCGGCAAUUGAAGGGGUCACCGAAGAUUAUCCAAUGCAACUGCCUUGGUUGGUCGACCUCGAGAUGCCAGAGUCAUUUUGAAUUUUGUAUGAGCAAUGAAUGUAAGGGCAGAUGGCGGGAGGGAGGAGGGGGUUAACACCGCCAUUGGGCUUAUAGGAGGAACUGAAAAAGGAUGAGUCGAAAUAUGAGGUACCUAAUAAAAAUCAAUACCAUGAUAUUCAGACUAAUUAUUGUUAUAAUAUAAAAUGUUGUGAAGCGAUGUAUAAGUUAGUUUUGGCUGCAGAGCUAUCCCUGGAUAACGGGCAGUAAUUAGGCUAGUGUACCAGAUUUUAAGCACUAAUAAGAAAUUAUUCCAACCCUUGCUACAUGCUAAAAAGAGGAAAAGGAAUAAUAAAACUUUAUGAAAGGUAGUUUACGUAGUUACGUACGAAGCAGACAGCACUACUAUGUACCUAGG